CACACACACACACACACACACACACACACACAGAGAGAGAGAGAGAGCGCUCUACUGAUCCACACUGUUCCAGAACGAGCUGAACAUCAACAAACAGCAGCAGCAGCACCUGCAGACAUCCCGAACACAUCUGUAAGAUCCUCUCCUGACUGAACAUCUGUCCACAAUGGCCAGUGAAGAUCCGGAUAUAAACACAGUGCUCCAGACCUCUGGAGAAUCUACUUUAAAGAAAGCAGCUAAAAAAGCACAAAAACAAAUCGACCAGUUCUUUAAUGUCUCACUUCACAUCGCUGUGACCGGAGAGUCCGGCACGGGAAAGUCAUCAUUCAUCAACGCCAUCAGGGAGCUGGACAACGAUGAUGAAGGUGCAGCUAAAACUGGAGUGACUGAAACCACCACUGAACCAACAGCGUACGAACAUCCCACAAUGCCCAACGUGACCCUGUGGGACCUGCCAGGAAUCGGAACCCCAAAGUUCAGGGCUCGGAGAUACCUUAAAAACAUGCAGUUCAACAGGUACGAUUUCUUCAUCAUCAUCUCGUCCGAGAGAUUCAAAGAGAACGACAUCAUGUUGGCCAAAGAGAUAAAAAAAAGGAAAAAACUCUUUUACUUUGUGCGGUCAAAGAUAGACAACGAUCUCAGAGCAGAAGAAACAAAAACAAACUUUAACAAGGAAGAAACGCUCUCACAGGUCAAAAGGAACUGCCUGGAGAACCUGGUGGAGGUCGAAAAUCCCAAAGUUUUCCUCAUUUCUUCAGCGGAUAUUAAAGCGUUUGAUUUUGAAAAGCUUGUUGAAACUCUGAUGUCUGAUCUCCCGCAGCAUAAACAGCUGGCGCUGCUGCAGUCGGUGCCCAUUACCUCAGUGGCUAUGCUGAAGAAUAAAGUGAGGAUGUUUGAGAAGGCGGCGUGGGCUGCAGCACUGUGCUCUGGAGUCAUCGCAGCAGCUCCAGUUCCCGGUCUCUCAGUAGCCUGUGAUGCCAGCAUUCUCGUGGUGUUCUUUACCAGGUGCUUCUUCUCACUUGGCCUCGAUAAUAAAUCACUCAGUAGACUGUCGAAACGAGUGAAUAAGCCACAGCUGGAAUCAUCUAUCAAAUCCCCCCUGGUGGUGGCGCUGGCGGCCAAAUCCACAGCGAGGCUGUCUGUGUCUGCUGUAGCUGGAGGAGCAGUGCUGGAGUACCUGUGCACCCUGGUGCCUGGUGUAGGAAAUGCUGCAGCAGCUGGAGUAUCUUUUGUUUGUACAUUAACGCUUUUGAAGAACGGACUGAAAGAGCUUGAUAACGCAGCAAUGAUGGUGCUGAAGGAGGCGGGGCUACAGUGACCAGGUAACGAUCACCUGCACCAGAUAAAGGAGAUAAAGGUGUACUGAGUGAACCCUGCUCAUGGCCAAGUGCUACGAGGAUCAUUCAUUAUAAUCUAACUGAAGAAUCUUACAGAGUUUUAUUAGACAUUAGCUUUGAUCUUCUCCAGGUGGUGAUGUUCUUUUCGAUUGGAGCGUGCAGCUGGAGAUGUUUCUCAUCAACGCCUUGGGUGGUUCCAUGAAAUUCUGGAGUAAGAUCAGGAGCUUUGAGGAUUUGGACUGUAGUUAAUAUCUACAGUCAUCUACACUGACUCAGGACCACAGCUUCUUCUGAUCUCCAUCACUGCUCCUCAACAUCCAACACCCAUCAGAACAAUCAGAGUUUGUAUCCACAUACAGUCGUCUCGUUCCCUGUGGUCCUCUGUGGUCCACAGAUCAACAUAAUUCUCCCUUCAGUACACCUGAGCAGCUUUCCAGUUCAUUCUCACGUCCACAUGCAUGUAUUUUCUCCAGAACAAAUCAGUAGCUGCUCAAAGAGACCACCCUUUAUCUUCAUCUCUCUCUUCUCUGUUUGAGUUUCUCUCUGAAGCCCAAAGUCACUCUGGAAAGAAGCAUGCAGAUUAAUGCAAACUGUCUUGUUCAGCUUUAGACUGAAGAUCUGUGAAAAUGCACAAUGCAAAUUACAUGUUCCCUCUCCAAUCAACCGCUUCAUCAUCAUCUACCGCCCUCCUGGUCCCCUUGGAGACUUCCUAGAAAAGAUAGACACACUCCUAAAUACUUUCCCUUCUAACAGCACCCCUCUAACAGUUCUUAAUGACUUCAACCUCCCAUGCGACAAACUUCAGUCAUCUUGCCUCUUGACUCUUCUGAAUACAUUCUCCUUCACAUUUAACAGCUGCCUUCCCACUGUCUGAACUCAGAACCCGCCUCUGAGCGGACAUAUCAUGGGUGAUUUCUUUGUUGCAAUUGAUUCCCAGUGUAACACACUUAAUAAAAAAAAAUAAUAAUAAAAAAUUAAUAAUAAUAAUAAUAAUAAUAAUAAUAAUAAUAAAAUAGAGUAGAUGUUAAAAACCAAUAAAGGAUCUUCAGUCUCUGAUAAGGAAAAGCAAAAACUUCUUUAUUGCAGUUACGUUUAAUGAGCUCAAUAGAAGGUGGUCUCUUAAUCACACCAAAAUGAUCGAGCACACACACUCUUUAUACACACAUCUUUAUACCAUGGUGUCACAUGACACCUCUAUUUUUUCUAAUUACUUCACCUUAGCGAACUUAGCUUCAUUUUGUUAUCUUCUUUUACCUUCUCCUUUUCUCCUCCCCUCCUUGUGUGUCUAUAUUUGGACUUCCUGUUUUUCUCAGUUACCCUUAUUUUCUGCUUUUUAUUUUAUAAUUAAAAAAAAUAGCGUUUGUAUAAAACCUUCACAUUCCUCGGGUUAAGCUUAAUUUUAUUCCCAACCUUCGUGCGUGAAAAUCCAUGUAUGCAGCGAAUUUACCGUCCUGCAUCUGCGAUGUUUUACAUUUACAUUUACA
This is a messenger RNA of Silurus meridionalis, 2821 nucleotides long. RefSeq names its product immunity-related GTPase family, e4 (gene irge4). Gene Ontology annotation, molecular function: GTP binding. The record is from RefSeq and is a predicted model, not a curated record. The transcript has 3 exons. The coding region runs from base 167 to 1318 and encodes 383 amino acids. NCBI's taxonomy places the organism in Eukaryota, Metazoa, Chordata, Actinopteri, Siluriformes, Siluridae. Gene Ontology annotation, cellular component: membrane.